AUAAAAGCUGUUCUAGAUUCAAACGCUUCUCCUCCUCUGUGUACAGAUCACAAAUGCCUGGAUAACAAGCCGAGACAAAAACAUCAAAAAAUUAGUGAAGGAGUGUUAUUUAGCUUGGGAGGAACCACAAUUAAUUCCCUGAAAGGGGUCUGAUUUGAAAGGGGUCUGAUUGCCUUUGGAAAAAGUUGAGCGAGCUAGAGCCAAAGGAAGCUUGCGCGUAAGAGGUCCAGAGUAGAGAUGUCCAUCACAACUCAGCUGGGCUUGCUGUUGUGGAAGAACUUUACCUACAGAAGAAGGCAAACGAUCCAACUGCUGAUUGAGAUAGUAUGGCCCCUGUUGAUCUUCUUCAUUUUGAUAUCAGUGAGACUGAACUACCCUCCGUACGAACAACAUGAGUGUCAUUUCCCCAACAAGGCCAUGCCCUCGGCAGGCACCCUGCCGUGGAUCCAAGGCAUCAUCUGCAACGCCAACAACCCCUGCUUCCGCAACCCCACUCCUGGAGAGUCCCCUGGGGUCGUGGGCAACUUCAAUGAGUCCAUAAUCUCUCGUUUGUUCUCGGAUGCCAAGAAAAUCCUGCUGUACAGUCAGAAUGACCGGAAUCUGGACGGCUUUAAAGACCUUAUCCAGGCCCUGAAGACCCUACAGGCCAACACCGAAGGAUUCAAGCUGAAGGAUUUCCUCCACGACAAUGAGACCCUGUCCACUUUCCUUCUGCGAAACGCCUCCUUCUCGGAACACGCCGUGCACCAGAUCAUUGAGGCCAACGUGAACUUGGAAAAGGUGCUGGUCAAAGGCUUCGGUGUUCACCUGAGGGACAUGUGCAAAAGCAACGGCACCAGUGUGGAGGACUUUGUGACCAUCGCAGACAGCGAGGUGUCCAGUCUGGUCCAGGAGAUCCUCUGCCGGUCCCCAGGCUCCUGGCUCAACCAAGCAGAAAGCCACUUCCUCAACAACCUGGACUUCCUCAAACCAAUACGGAAAGAUGUGAGGGCUGACCCUGAAGCUGUCCAGCAAGUGGCUGAGGCUACAGACAACCUUCUGGAGAGCCUGGGGUCCCUGGCCAUUGAGCUGGCCAGCAUGAAGAGUUGGAGCGACCUGCGUAACGAGAUCAUCUUCCUCACUGAGAACGCCACGUCCUCCCCCAGCCACAUGUACCAGGCCGUGUCGCGCAUCGUCUGUGGCCACCCCGAGGGCGGCGGACUAAAGAUCAAGUCCCUCAACUGGUACGAGGACAGCAACUACAAGGCCCUGUUCGGCAACCACAACACAACCGACGGGGAGGAACCUAUCUCUGCCUACGACAACGCAUCCACUCCAUACUGCAAUGCAAUGAUGAGGAACAUGGAGUCCAGCCCCGUAUCCAGGAUGAUCUGGCAGGCCCUGAAGCCUCUGCUCAUGGGCAAGAUCCUGUAUACCCCUGCCACUCCCGCCACACAGAAGAUCAUCCACGAGGUGAACAAAACGUUCCAGGAGCUGGGGGUCCUCAGAGAGCUGGGGGGUAUGUGGGAGGAGGUGAGGCCCAAGGCCUGGACCUUCAUGGAGAGUAGCGAACAGAUGGACCUAGUAAGGACCCUACUGAAGAACAAUGGCACCGCCAGGUUCUUCACCUCCCAACUGGCGGGCACAGAGUGGACCGUGGAGGAUGUCUCCAACUUCCUGACCAAACAUUCAGAGGACACACGUCCCCACGGCACCGCCUUCACCUGGAGGGAGGUCUUCAACGAGACGGACCAGGCCAUCAUGAGCAUAUCCCGCUUCAUGGAGUGUGUAAACCUGGAUAAGAUGGAGCCCGUGGCCAACGAGGAAAGGAUGGUCAACAAAUCCAUGGCACUCCUGGACGACAGGAAGUUCUGGGCGGGGAUCGUGUUUCCCGACAUUGAGGCCAACAGCUCUGAACUGCCGGCCAUUGUCAACUACAAGAUCCGCAUGGACAUUGAUAAUGUGGAGCGCACCAACAAGAUCAAAGACGGAUAUUGGGACCCCGGUCCUCGUGCCGACCCCUUUGAGGACCUGCGCUACAUCUGGGGCGGCUUCUCUUACCUCCAGGACAUCAUCGAACACAGCAUCAUCACGGUAGUGACUGGCGCCAAGGAGAAGACGGGAGUCUACAUCCAACAGAUGCCCUACCCCUGCUACGUGGACGACAUCUUCCUGCGGGUGAUGAGUCGCUCCAUGCCCCUCUUCAUGACCCUGGCCUGGAUGUACUCUGUGGCCAUCAUCAUCAAGAGUGUGGUUUACGAGAAGGAGGCGAGGCUCAAGGAGACCAUGAGGAUCAUGGGAUUGGACAACGGCAUCCUGUGGUUCAGCUGGUUCAUCAGCAGCCUCAUCCCCCUGCUCAUCUCCGCCAGUCUGCUGGUGGUGCUGCUCAAGAUGGGGAACCUGCUGCCCUACAGUGACCCCGGUGUCAUCUUCCUGUUCCUGGGUUCCUUCGCCGUGGUAACCAUCAUGCAGUGCUUCCUCAUCAGCACCAUGUUUGCCCGUGCCAACCUGGCGGCGGCCUGUGGGGGUAUCAUCUAUUUCACCCUCUACCUGCCCUACGUCCUCUGUGUGGCCUGGCAGGACUACGUGGGCUUUGGGGCAAAAAUAGUCGCUAGCCUGCUGUCCCCGGUGGCCUUUGGCUUUGGCUGUGAGUACUUUGCCCUGUUUGAAGAGCAGGGCAUCGGCAUCCAAUGGAGCAACCUGUUCAACAGCCCCAUGGAGGAGGACAACUUCAGCCUGACCACCGCCAUCAUCAUGAUGUACUUUGACUCCUUCCUCUACAUGGUGAUGACCUGGUACAUCGAGUCCGUCUUCCCCGGUCAAUAUGGUAUUCCCAGGCCCUGGUACUUCCUCUUCACCAAGUCCUACUGGUUUGGAGAAGGAGACAACAGGAAGACUGACUUCAGUCAGAACAAGAGAAGGAACUGUGAAGCUGUCUGUAUAGAGGAAGAGCCAGCCCACCUUAAACCUGGCGUCUUCAUAGAGAACCUAGUCAAGGUGUACCCGCACGGGAAGAAGCUGGCUGUGGACGGGCUGACUCUGGGCUUCUACGAGGGACAGAUCACUUCUUUCUUGGGCCACAACGGAGCAGGGAAAACCACCACCAUGUCGAUUCUAACGGGACUGUUUCCCCCUACCUCUGGCACUGCUUACAUCAUGGGCAAAGACAUCCGAUCGGAGCUGAGCGCUAUUCGACAGAGUCUGGGUGUUUGUCCACAGCACAACGUUCUCUUCAGCAUGCUGACUGUCGAGGAGCACAUCUGGUUUUACGCUCGUCUGAAGGGUCUAUCUGAGGAACAGGUGAAGUCUGAGAUCGAACAGAUCCUGAUAGACAUUGGCCUGCCGCACAAACGCACUUCCAAGACCAGCACACUGUCUGGAGGGAUGCAGAGGAAGCUCUCUGUGGCUCUGGCCUUCGUCGGGGGGUCAAAGGUUGUGAUUCUGGACGAGCCCACCGCUGGGGUCGACCCCUACGCCCGCCGGGGCAUCUGGGACCUCCUGCUCCAUUAUCGUCAAGGUCGUACCAUCAUCCUCUCCACCCACCACAUGGAUGAGGCGGACAUAUUGGGCGACCGCAUCGCCAUAAUCUCCCAUGGCAAGCUUUGCUGCGUGGGCUCCUCCCUCUUCCUGAAGAACCAGCUAGGUACAGGCUACUAUCUGACCCUGGUCAAGAAGGGCCCAGAACCUUCCCUCAGCUCCUUCCACAAUUCCUCCAGCACCGUCUCCUUCACUAAGAAGGAGGAAGAUUGCCCCUCUGAGAGCAGCUCUGACGCAGGCCUUGGCAGCGAACACGAGAGCGAAGCGGCCACCAUCGAAACUGCCCAGGCUGCAUCCAUCUGUGAAAGUGCCUUCGUGCCCCCCGACGUCUCCCUGAUCUCCAGCCUGAUCUUCAAGCAUGUUCCAGCCGCCCGUAUGGUGGAAGACCUGGGCCACGAGCUCACUUACAUACUGCCCUAUGGCGCAGCCAAGGACGGCGCCUUCGUGGAGCUCUUCAAGGACAUGGACGACCGUCUCCCCGACCUAGGCAUCUCCAGCUACGGCGUCUCCGACACCACCCUGGAAGAGAUUUUCCUGAAAGUGGCAGAGGACAAUGGAGUAGACACUGAACUCCCCUCUGACGGUACCCUCCCCAUGCCCAGACGUCGCAUACAUCAUGCUUUUGGUGGAGGAAAUGCCUUUGGUGGAGACCACCAGAGCUGCCUUAGACCCCAGACAGACGACGACAACAAUGACCAUAACGACUCGGACGCAUACCCAGAAUCCAGAGAGACAGACUUCCUGAACGGCUCGGACGGUAAAGGCUCCUACCAGGUGAAAGGCUGGAGUCUGACGAGGCAGCAGUUUGUUGCCUUGAUAUGGAAGAGGUUCCUGUAUGCUCAACGCUCCAGAAAAGGUUUCUUUGCUCAGAUUGUGCUCCCUGCGGUGUUCGUUUGCGUCGCCCUGGUCUUCAGUUUAAUCGUCCCGCCCUUUGGAAAAUACCCCAGUCUGGAGCUGCAGCCGUGGAUGUACGAAGAACAGUCCCUCUUCAUCAGUGAUGACGCCCCUGAAGAUGCCAACACACAGCGGUUAUUAAGUGCCCUCACCGAAGGCCCUGGGUUUGGAACGCGUUGCAUGGAAGGACAGCCUAUAACUGACUCUCACUGUACGAUGGGUGAUGAGGACUGGACCAUACCGGAGGUUCCGGAGAGCCUUCUGGAACUGUUCCGCACAGGCAACUGGACCAUGGAGGAGCCGUCUCCCACAUGUGCCUGCAGCUGUGACGGCCGCAAAAAAAUGCUCCCUGAGUGUCCUACUGGAGCCGGAGGACUGCCACCACCCCAGAUGAAGAUCAGCGAGACAGACACCCUGCAAAACCUGACUGGGAGAAACAUCUCUGACUACCUGGUAAAGACCUAUGCAGAGAUCAUUGGGAAAAGUUUGAACAACAAGAUCUUUGUGAAUGAAUUUAGGUACGGUGGCUUCUCAUUGGGCGCCAGGAGCACUCAGGUCCUCCCCCUAGCUGGCGAGGUUGAUGACGCUAUCGCUCGAGUGAGGAAGAUUUUUGAAUUGGAGAAGGGUGCUGCCGCGGACCGAUUCCUGGCGAGCUUGUCUAGCUUCAUCAAUGGUCUGGACACCAAGAACAAUGUCAAGAUUUGGUUCAACAACAAGGGGUGGCACAGCAUGGGAGCCUUUCUCAACGUGAUGAACAAUGGCAUCCUGCGCGCCAACCUGCCCCCUGGCCAGGACCCCAGCAAGUUUGGCAUCCGCGCCUUCAACCACCCGCUCAACCUCACCAAGGAGCAGCUGUCCCAGGUGGCACUGAUGACCACCUCAGUGGACGUGCUGGUGUCCAUCUGCGUGAUCUUCGCCAUGUCCUUCGUCCCAGCCAGCUUCGUAGUCUUCCUCAUCCAGGAGAGAGUGAGCAAGGCCAAGCACAUGCAGUUCAUCAGCGGCGUGCAGCCCCUGCUCUACUGGACGGCCAACUUCAUCUGGGAUAUGUGUAACUACAUCGUCCCGGCGACGCUCGUCAUCAUCAUCUUUGCCUGCUUCCAACAAAAAGCCUACGUGUCGUCCACCAACCUGCCAGUGCUGGCCCUGCUGCUGCUCCUCUAUGGCUGGUCUAUCACUCCUCUGAUGUACCCGGCGUCCUUCUUCUUUAAGAUCCCCAGCACGGCCUACGUGGUGCUCACCUCCGUCAACAUCCUCAUCGGCAUCAACGGCAGCAUCUCCACCUUUGUCAUGGAGCUCUUUGGGAACAACGAGAUUGGAGGUAUCAAUGACAUCCUGAAGAACGUUUUGCUGAUAUUUCCUCACUUCUGUUUGGGUCGAGGCCUCAUCGACAUGGUGAAGAACCAGGCCAUGGCCGACGCUCUGGAAAGAUUCGGUGAGAAUCGCUUCCGAUCCCCUCUGGAAUGGGACAUGGUGGGCAAGAACCUGUUUGCCAUGGCCGUGGAAGGAGUGGUCUUCUUCAUUAUCACCGUCCUCAUCCAGUACCGCUUCUGCAUCAAACCCAUUAACCUGCACACCAAGCUCCCUCCGGUAGGCGAGGAGGACGAGGACGUUGCCAGAGAGAGGCAGAGGAUCGUCAACGGACUGGGACACGGAGACAUCCUGGAGCUCCGACAGCUCACCAAGGUCUACAAAAGGAAGCAGAAGCCGGCGGUGGACCGCCUGUGUGUGGGCAUCCCUCCUGGAGAGUGCUUUGGCCUCUUGGGUGUGAACGGAGCUGGAAAGACCACCACCUUCAAAAUGCUGACAGGAGACUCCAUAGUCACCAGUGGAGAGGCUUUCCUGGCCGGAAAAAGUAUACUGCGGGAGAUAGACGAGGUGCACCAGAACAUGGGCUACUGCCCUCAGUUUGACGCCAUCAACGACCUGCUGACAGGAAGAGAGCACCUGGAGUUCUACGCCGUCCUGCGCGGCGUGCCCGAGAAGGAAGUGUGCGAAGUUGCCGAAUGGGGCAUCCGUAAGCUGGGCCUAGUAAAGUAUGUGGACAAGGCAGCGGGAAGCUACAGCGGAGGAAACAUGAGGAAACUCUCCACCGCCAUGGCCCUGAUAGGAGGACCACCUGUCGUGUUCCUGGACGAGCCCACCACUGGGAUGGACCCCAAAGCACGCAGGGCCUUAUGGAACUGCAUCCACAGCGUCAUCAAGGAGGGACGCUCCGUGGUGCUCACCUCGCACAGUAUGGAGGAAUGUGAGGCCCUGUGCACCAGAAUGGCCAUUAUGGUCAAUGGCAGGUUCCGCUGCUUGGGGAGCGUUCAGCACCUAAAGAACAGGUUCGGAGACGGCUACACCAUCAUUCUGCGUGUGGCUGGGCCGGACCCUGACCUGCCGCCGGUGAUGAAGUUCAUUGAGAGUAAGCUGCCUGGCAGCACCCUGAAGGAGAAGCACAGGAACAUGCUGCAGUACCAGCUGUCCUCCUCACUCACCUCCCUGGCACACAUCUUCAGCAUCCUGGCCAAGAACAAGGACCUUCUUCGGAUAGAGGACUACUCCGUGUCGCAGACCACACUGGACCAGGUUUUUGUGAACUUUGCCAAGGACCAGAGUGACGAUUACCACUCAAAAGACAAUUCAGUAAAGCGCAAAGAGGCGGUGGUGGACAUUACCCCGCUCAGCUCACGGCAGGCUGAAGAGAAGCUAGCCGAGGAGAGGCUAAAGGAGAGCUUGGUGUGAGCGGACGGACACCAUCUUCCAAUCAAAACUGGAACUUAAACCCGCAAACAGUGUUGGACAGAAUUUGCUUCUCUGUAUUAUUACAGUAGUGUUUUUAUACUUGUUUCUUCAUGCCAGAGGUGUUGCUCUAGUAAGGGCCUGUCUGGAAAGCUCAAUACAAGUCAAUGCAAAGAUUCUCACUCGCGCUGAAGCGAUUUGGGGCCCAAGAGUGCCCCUCACAAUAGUCAUUAAGGAGAAAGAAAGAGUAUUAAACUUGAAUAACUGCCAUCAUUUUAUCAUGUGCUUCAGCAGAUGUUAGGCUGUGGCGGUGUAUAUUUUUGUGGAAACUGCGAUAUUUUCUAAUUUGUGUAUUUCCAACUGGUUUCUUCCAAUGAAAUUUCUGUUUUGUGCUCCAAGACCAGAAUGACAUCAUGAAGAAACCCAACCAUUCCCAUGGCCAAUCUGAAUUCCUUAUGUUUGAUUUGUUUUUAAAGAUGUGCCUUUUUUAUUUAUAUAUGUAAAUUGAUCAUGAAUAUAUAAACAAUAUAUAUAUAUUUUUUUCUUAUUAGGUUUGGCUGAGUCCAUUGUGGCAUUACUGUAAUCAUGAAUGUUCUUACUUCUAGUUCAGUAGUUUACUAUGUAGUGGACUCAACCAUUUUGAAACACACCAAUCGGAGACUAUGUACACUUUCCAAUGUAUACUAUGCAAAGUACUGUACCAGUUUUUUCAAAAAGGAAACAAUAGAUUUUAUAGCUUUUUUUUAAGGAAAUGAAAAGAUUUGUUUUGUUGUUGACUAUCAGUUUGCAAUGAAUACCUCAACAUACAUACCACAGUGCCCUGACAGACAAAUCAACUGUUUGAAGGACUCUAUUUUCACCGCCUAAACACUAGCAGAACACAGAAACAUCCCCUCAAUGGGUUGACAAUAGUAAAUUAAAUAACAUGAUAAUACCUACUGUAAGGUGGCAGGUAGCCUAGCGGGUAAGAGCAUAGGGCCAGUAACCGAAAGGUUGCUGGUUUGAAUCCCAGAGCCAACUAGGUGACACAUCUGUCUGUGCCCUUAAGGAAGGGACUUACUUUAAACGCUCCAGUAAGUCGCUCUGGACAAGAGCGUCUGCAAAAUGUAAAUUGAUUUUUCAAAGCUUACAGUGCCGAGUCAGUUUUGAAUUUCUGUCAGAAAGUGUAACCUGUGGGCUUGUCCUGUGUCUGCAAAGACUGGUGCAGUCAAGUGCCAUUUAUUGUAAAAUUAAUAAGUGGUUCUUCGGGUAAAAAGUCUCAGUAUUUCGAAACACAAAGCUUGCCUGAAAUGAGGCCAGUUCGACAUUCCAAGCACUUUAUUUGUGGUGUUAAUUGGAUAAUUGUUUUGCACUGGAAUUUCCACAGACUAUGUAUACAAUCGUUUAUUGUUCUACCAAGAAAAUUGUCUUUAUUUAAUAGCCGUUUACGUUUUUUAUGUAUUGAGAAAAGGCUGUGGGAAUAUCUGUUACUCUCUCUGUACAAUACUUAUUUACACAAUAAAACUGAACAAAUCCUUA
Messenger RNA from Salvelinus fontinalis (brook trout), 8652 nucleotides. RefSeq names its product phospholipid-transporting ATPase ABCA1-like. Gene Ontology annotation, cellular component: membrane; intracellular membrane-bounded organelle. The record is from RefSeq and is a predicted model, not a curated record. Lineage: Eukaryota; Metazoa; Chordata; Actinopteri; Salmoniformes; Salmonidae. The transcript is spliced from 37 exons. Gene Ontology annotation, biological process: lipid transport; transmembrane transport. Gene Ontology annotation, molecular function: lipid carrier activity; ABC-type transporter activity; ATP binding. Bases 238 to 7137 code for a protein of 2299 amino acids.